CGGCACCGCGCGCCAUUUUCCUGAAGGCGAUUCGCAUUGAAAGCAACGGGCGAUGUCUUCGACAAAAUGGCCUCCAUACUAGAGACACAAAUCCACCGUUCUAGUGAAAGUAUUCUUGACAGGUAACACAGACAGCUGGAUGAGCUGUGUGUACCGCCCGGAAAGAAUCACUAUUGCACUAUGGCUGGGGUGUCUGCCCGGAGCCGGGGCUGGUCCUCUCUCUGUAGGCUUUACCUGCGGGUUCAUGCGGUAUCGCCUAGCUGCGGACGGGCCUGUCAUGGAUGGCAGUGUUCUGUGAAAAGUAGAGGGCUCUUUUGUGUAAUGCCAUCUAGUCGUCUGCCAGUGCAAGCACAAAUCCGGCUAUAUUCUUCAAAUGAGCCCAAGGAAGGAGGUGGGCCAACCGAGGCCAGUGCCACAAGCUCAACAGAGAAAUCUACAGCAGGACUGGAUCUUGCCAAAUCUGAACAUAAAAGCACUUUACCCCCAGACCCUAUUCAAGUAAAAGUUAAAGCAGUGCUAAAAAAGCGUGACUAUGGAAGCAAAUACAUGAAGAAUAACUUUAUCACCGGAAUACGAGCAAUGAAUGAGUUCUGCCUUAAACCCAGUGACCUGGAGACACUACGGAAGAUUAGACGGAGAAGUCCACAUGAUGAUUCUGAAUCAUUUACUGUGUUCCUGAGAUCAGAUGUAGAAACAAAAGCUAUGGAAGUUUGGGGCAGCCCUGAAGCCAUUUUCAGGGAAAGGAAGUUAAGAAAAGAAGAGGAAAUAGCUUACAAAGAAAAUUUAUUUAGAAAUCAGAAAUUAUUAAAAGAAUACAAGGAAUUCCUAGGAAAUACUAAGCCUAGGUUAAGUACGGCAUCCUUGUUCUUAAAGGGCCCUGGCAAAGUGGUGAUGGUAGCUAUUUGUAUAAAUGGAUUAAACUUUUUCUUUAAGCUGUUGGCCUGGGUGUACACUGGAUCUGCUAGUAUGUUUUCUGAAGCCAUUCACUCCUUAGCUGACACGUGUAACCAGGCACUUUUGGCAUUAGGCAUUUCACAGUCUGCCCGGAUACCGGAUCCUGGACACCCCUAUGGCUUUACCAAUAUGCGCUAUAUUGCUUCAUUGAUCAGCGGUGUUGGCAUUUUUAUGAUGGGUGCCGGGCUGUCUUGGUACCAUGGCAUCAUGGGUUUGCUUCAUCCACAACCUAUAGAGUCUCUGCUCUGGGCAUAUUGUAUUCUGGCUGGAUCAUUAGUUUCUGAAGGAGCAACACUCCUGGUUGCUGUGAAUGAGAUUAGGAAAAGCUCCAGACUGAAGGGAUUGUCCUUCUAUCAAUAUGUGAUCCAGUCCAGGGAUCCGAGUACUAAUGUGGUCCUGAUGGAGGACGCUGCAGCAGUUUUGGGAGUAAUAAUGGCGGCUUCCUGUAUGGGUCUGACGUCACUCACAGGGAAUCCUUACUAUGACUGCCUGGGUUCACUGGGUGUGGGGACUUUGUUAGGAGCAGUAUCGGCAUUCCUUAUAUACACCAACACCGAGGCCCUUAUUGGUCGAUCGAUACAACCGGAGCAACUCCAGCAUCUUACUGAACUCCUUGAAAGUGACCCUGCUGUAAGGGCCAUUCAUGAUGUAAAAGCGACAGACAUGGGAUUGAAUAAAGUCCGCUUUAAGGCAGAGGUUGAUUUUGAUGGGCGUGUAGUGACCAGAUCCUACUUAGAAAAGCAGGAUAUUGACCAGAUGUUACAUGAUAUUCGGCAGGUGAAGACUCCAGAAGACUUGGAAGCUUUUAUGCUUAAACAUGGAGAAAACAUCAUUGACACCCUAGGAGCUGAAGUAGACAGACUUGAAAAGGAACUGAAGCAACGCAAUCCUGAUGUUCGGCAUGUUGACUUGGAAAUUUUAUAGAAGCAGAAGAAUUUGCUAUUCAUGCAAUUCAUCGAGGAAGAGGAAAGAAGACUGUACGAGAAGCUUCAUUUCAUUUUCCAGGGUGCAUGCUCCAUGACUAAAUUGUAAAUGAGUGCAGAUCGCACGGCAAUGCAAAUGCUUCGCAUAAUAAGUCAUGUUUACAAGAGCAUCUUAGAGUCCGUGGUUGUAACAUUAUUACACUUUUUUUUGGUGCAGGACAAAGGAACGCAAAUGUUAUUUAUUUGUAAAACUCACUAAACCACCCUGUUUUAUUCCAUUCCAUUGGCAAGAAUAAUAGCUUCUUUUUUUUUAGAGUUUGUUUUUAAGUUGGUUCCUUUUUUGACAGGCAAGGUUUAUGCUUUAGCUUUGAUCUUUUUUGUUUUUAUGGGAAAUGCACUCCUGUAACCAAUGAGGCCAUUCCGUCAUCAUAUUUUUAUGCAUAUUGUAUAGAUCUAGAGUUCCGUUAGAACAUAUAGUUUUUGAGGAAGUGGUUAUAGUGUUGUUUUUUUUGUUUUUGUAACUUUCAAAACCUUUUUUGAUAAAGCUGCUAUAUAAAAUGGAACCACAGAGCUCCACACUACAAGAUGACAGGCGUAGCUUAGGUUUACCAGUUGGGGAUCAUACAUGUCAUUUUUAUGGUUGAGAUUUACGAACACCUUGGUGUUCUACUUUAGUUAGGAAGCAUUUUGGUUUUCAAUUCCUCUGCCUGCUGUUAUUCAGUGGAAACCUCUUCUGUUUACAUCUAGUGGAUAGAAGAUCUUAUCCUGGAGAUAUGACACACAGGAGCACAAGAUCAUCAUUAUGUAACUAUGUGACUACCACAAAUGCAACAUAUGGAAAUUGUGUAGGAACCCAUUGAAUGACUGCAAGCAGAAUACUUGAAAUCCAUGAGGAGUUAGUUGAUACAGAAACUCAUUCAAAAGUUGUAAACCCUAUUCUACAAAGAAUAAUUUUUACCGAAUCCUCUGCUGACUUCCUAAUUGGACACCAGAUGUGACAAUCAUAGUUUAGACCAGUGGUAUCCAACCUGCGGACCUCCAGAUGUUGCAAAACUACAACUCCCGUUGGCUGUCCGGGCAUGCUGGAAGUGGUAGUUUUGCUACAUCUGGAGGUCCGCAGGUUGGAUACCACUGGUUUAGAGGAUGGGCUAGGGAAGCUCCCAAUAUACAGAGCUCUGGACACUUAACUAGAAUAACCUGACUCAUGGGCAUUUGCCACAGCAGCAGCUGGGAACAUCAGUGUUUUGGCUGUCAUGCAGGUUGCAUGACUGCAACACAAGGUAACCUUACACUCCGAUCCUCGUUCUUAGUGAUAAUCUCUAAAGGGGUUAUCCAGGGAAAAACUUUAUUUAUAUA
Messenger RNA from Hyla sarda, 3233 nucleotides. RefSeq names its product solute carrier family 30 member 9 (gene SLC30A9). The transcript has 18 exons. Gene Ontology annotation, molecular function: monoatomic cation transmembrane transporter activity. Bases 181 to 1878 code for a protein of 565 amino acids. Lineage: Eukaryota; Metazoa; Chordata; Amphibia; Anura; Hylidae. Gene Ontology annotation, cellular component: nucleus; membrane. The record is from RefSeq and is a predicted model, not a curated record. Gene Ontology annotation, biological process: positive regulation of transcription by RNA polymerase II; zinc ion transport; transmembrane transport.